AUGAAGUAUAUGUUAGGGUAGCUAGCUCGUCAUUUAACAACUAUGAUUUACAAACCCUAGAUGGCUUCUAUUUUUUAAAUCUCAGUCAAACCCAACUAAUUACUAAUUAAAUAAUAACUUGAUUAAGUAUAUGGACUUGUCUCUUAGACAAAUAAUUUAAAAAAAAAAAAAAAAACAUGCUAGCUAUUUAAUUAAGCGACUGUUAGCCCAGGUAGCUUCCACUAGUAUAAGAAACCGUGCCAAAUUAGCCAACUAUAGCUAGACAUUUCUGAAUAUCUCUUCUCAGUUCUCACUCUCACUUAUUUUAUAACCUUAGUACAGCAGUAUAUGAAAUCAUAUUUUCACAAAAACUAUAUAAUAUACUCAUUUAUGGGGAGUAGAGCAGUAAUGAAAUUAUAAAACCCAAAACCCUAGGUUUUGAAUGUUGCCAAUUUAAUUAAUUAAUUGGCCACCAGGACAAACCCUAGCUCCUCGUUGCAUGCAUGGCGGCAGACAGGCGCUGAACACUCAUAUCUUCCAUUCCACGCCAUCAUGCUCCUUUUUCCUAACAAUUUUAAGCAAACCCACAAAAAGUACUAUACAAUAUACUUUUCUUAUAAAUUCAAUUUUUCAUCAAUUUAAAGGUUUGAACGGUAUUGCUUUUAGUUAUAUAUUGAGUUUCCCUAAGUAUGUGCACCCACAUGUUUAUUAUUCUAUACAAAGAAAGAUGGAGACCCUAGCUUUGACCUGGUUUUGGACUCUAUAAAGACCCUCUUACCUCCUUCAAGAUGAUUCCUCUCUUUUAUAAUUAAUUAACAAGAAGUUCAACAUACCCAAAAGAAGAAAAGGAAUUAAGAAGACAAUGGUGUCCACAAGGUUGAGCGGCUUUCUACUAGUGUUCAUUAUGUUACAUGUAAGAAACUCAACUGCCCUAAUUACCCACCAAGGUAAGGAGAAAGCAAUAGUUGCCAAGGAAGAUGUGCUUGCAGUAGCAAAAAGCAGUUUGAUAAAUGCUCAUGCUACCAUGGCCGAUGAAGUUAGUAAUACAAAGCUUGGAGGAAGGAAAAUGAUGUUGAAAAUGUUGUUGAAGAAAGAUGAAGUUUUGAACACGGAUGACACUAAGAUUUCAGGUGCAGCUAAUUUUGAAGAUAGUUGUAAGAAAGGAAUUCUGCGUGGAAACUGUAAAUUGAUGAGUAAUAGGAUAAGCUCUCAUCCUUUGAAUGAUAGAAUGGUCGGCUUUACAACAUUCAGCGCUGAUUAUCAUGUGCCCAAAUCUCACCCUCCUAAGAAUAAUCGGUGAGGAAGACAAGACGAGAAGCCCUCAGAAAGAUAGCUUCGUGUUAUCUUUUUCAAUUUUGGUUUAGUUUCGUUUUUUAUUUCGUUAGACUUAUAGGCUUUCUAAUACAAGUGCGGGAAUAUCUUACUUACUUGUAUGUAUGCAAAUAGAGACUCUAACAUUAUAAUUAAAUAGAAUUCCACUUUUCUUUGAAGAUUUAAGAGUUUCUCUGUUUUUCUUUUUUUCUUUUUCUUUUUUUUUUGUUCGUUUUGUUUUGUUUCUCCUAUAGGAUUGGCCAGUAAUUAAACACAUUCAAUUAGGAUUGGAGACGGACCUGUCCUUGCUUGAUAGUCUGUAUUCACCAA
Ricinus communis (castor bean) is the source of this 1620-nucleotide messenger RNA. RefSeq lists its product as uncharacterized. Gene Ontology annotation, molecular function: growth factor activity. The coding region runs from base 842 to 1279 and encodes 145 amino acids. Lineage: Eukaryota; Viridiplantae; Streptophyta; Magnoliopsida; Malpighiales; Euphorbiaceae. The transcript has 2 exons. The record is from RefSeq and is a predicted model, not a curated record. Gene Ontology annotation, biological process: cell differentiation; positive regulation of cell population proliferation; positive regulation of gene expression.